Monopterus albus (swamp eel) is the source of this 2149-nucleotide messenger RNA. RefSeq names its product sarcoglycan, beta (dystrophin-associated glycoprotein) (gene sgcb). Gene Ontology annotation, biological process: muscle organ development. Gene Ontology annotation, cellular component: sarcoglycan complex; sarcolemma. NCBI's taxonomy places the organism in Eukaryota, Metazoa, Chordata, Actinopteri, Synbranchiformes, Synbranchidae. The record is from RefSeq and is a predicted model, not a curated record. Bases 107 to 1042 code for a protein of 311 amino acids. The transcript is spliced from 6 exons.
GGACGAGCCUUUCCUUGAACGCGCACUGACGCUGCCUCCUUUUCCCGAGGGCGGGGGGAGUGGAGACACCUCCACGGGCACUGCAGACUGGAGAGGGUUGGUCAACAUGGCGUCUGAGCAGGAGAGUUCCAAUGGGCCAGUGAAGAAAUCCAUGCGAGAGAAGGCUAUUGAAAGACGCGGUAUCAACAAGGAACACAACAGUAACUUCAAAGCAGGCUAUGUACCCAUAGAAGAGGAGCGUCUCCAUAAGACAGGGCUGAGAGGACGCAAGGGAAACCUGGCUAUUUGCAUCAUUGUCCUCCUCUUCCUUCUUGCCUUAAUUAACCUCAUCAUCACACUGGUAAUAUGGACAGUGAUCCGUAUUGGUCCGAAUGGGUGUGACAGUAUGGAGUUUCAUGAGACUGGCCUGCUGCGCUUCAAACAGAAGGCAGACAUGGGCAUCGUUCACCCACUGCACAAGAGUACAGUAGGAGGCCGGAAGGACCAGGACCUGGUCAUUGUUGGCAACAAUAACCCGGUCGUGUUCCAGCAAGGCACUACUAAGCUGAGUGUUGAGAAGGACAAGACCUCGGUCGUCAGUGAUGUUGGCAUAUCUUUCACUGACCCUCGUACACAGACCACAUUCUUCAGCACAGACUUCGAAAACCAUGAGUUUCAUUUGCCAAAAGGAGUCAAAGUCCUCAGUGUUAAAAAAGCUUCCACAGAAAGGAUCACCAGUAGUGCAACAUCUGACCUGAACAUCAAGGGGGACAGCAAGGCCAUCAUUCGUGGUAAUGAGGGAGUCAACAUCAUGGGCCGGACUGUAGAGUUUAAAAUGGGUGGAGGCAUUGAGCUCAGAGCUGAGAACAGCAUUGUCCUCAAUGGAUCAGUUAUGUUCAAUGCUACACGCAUCCCUCACUAUGCAGGAGAUGUGUAUUUCGAUGACGGUCUGGAGAGGUACAAGCUCUGCAUGUGUGCAGAUGGGACUCUGUUCCGUGUGCAGGUGAAAUAUGCCAACAUGGGCUGCCAGACAUCAGACAACCCAUGUAGAAAAGCUCACUAGGAGACUGAUCUGGAAAGUGCUGAAUCUUUCUACAAUCUGUCACCGUUGAAAUCAAAUUUUCAUAGGUAAAAGAUUCUAUAUGAUAUGGAUCAUGAUUUGCACAUAAUGAAAUCUCUGCAGUUCACCUGACAAAUACUGUUUGCCAAACAAUAAUGGAGUUACAGAUCAUUACCACUUGGCCAAAGAUAUUAACCUAAAUGUAAGUGCUAAGUAUUUAUUUUAUCACUCUGCAGAUGUGCCAACACGACCUAAAGUUUAUAAUCCCAUAUAAGUGCAUAAGAAUUUAACAUUGUACUGUGGUUUAAACUGCCCAUUCUUAUCAGUUAGCAGCUACAGUGUUUACGUUUUGCCUUACCAUCCACUAUUACUAAUAUACAAACUUUGUAGAGGGGUUGUAUAAGAUUUUCUGUUCAUUGUCCCUGGCAGAUUUGUUUGAUAUUGACUUUAUUCUCUUGACUGACAAAUGUGAGACACUAUAAGAUUAUAUUGAGUUAUCUAAUGCUCAAUAUAAUAUGUAUGACUUACUUUAAUACAAAAUAUACAUUUUGCAUUGAAGGGCAUACAAUUGUACAGGUGCACCUAAUAAAGGGGCCCGUAUAUAUUCUAAUUUUGUUGCUAAAGGUUUUUGUACAACAAAAUAACUUAGUGUUUGCACUGAGAUGAACUACAGAUUAAUGCAAAUCUCUUUAAAUGUAGAUGUACGUGAAUGUCAGGAGAGUUUAAAUUAUCAGUAACUUGGUUUGAAGCUCAUAUUAAGUGAUUAGAAUUUUGUGCAAUAUAGUAUAAAACAGUUGACUUUUAUUAUGCUUUGGAUUGUAUUGUCUGUUUUGUAACAGUGCUCAUGUUGACAACAUUUGUUGUUAAUGUCAUGAAGUAGUUGUUCUCAGUACAUUACAGACCUGAUGUCUGUUGUGAAAGUUUGGAGUGCUUUUGAUCCACAUAAAGGAAAACAGGAAAGAAUGGCAGCCAGCCCUAUUUAAGAUUUUGUUCAACAUGUCAUUGAUAUGUCUGUUUCAGUAAAGAAACAUGAAAAUGUGAAACUUCUUAUUGUUGAUUUCAGACGAUAUCUCCAGUGUUUACAUGGUCAUUUAAAGCCAUAAAAGAAGA